This is a messenger RNA of Pyrenophora tritici-repentis Pt-1C-BFP, 1691 nucleotides long. RefSeq lists its product as uncharacterized. NCBI's taxonomy places the organism in Eukaryota, Fungi, Ascomycota, Dothideomycetes, Pleosporales, Pleosporaceae. The record is from RefSeq and is a predicted model, not a curated record.
AACUGCAGCCGCAAUCUAUCGUCCCGAACACUGGCUACUAGCGCCUACCCCAGAUUGCCACCCGUUGUGUCUUGUACCGCCAACCUCCACCUCACACCAAGGACCGCCACCACGUCUUUCACAACGCCCUCGCCAUCAACCAAAGCCUUCCCAGGCAGCUUCCCACGCAAACGACUCUACCUCGAAAUCACUUGAAAACACUGCAACAAUGUGCGUCGCCGAACUCUGCGUCACCACGCAUCCGUGCCAGCACCGCUGGUACCACCUAGUCCGCCCAUGCAGCCCUUCCAGCAACCUCUCCACAUGCGGAAAGAAGCUGGGCAUCUCUGGAUGGGAGGUCAAGUGCAACCACUGCCCCUACUGCCACGGCCACGUGUCCGAGUUUGAGUACAAGCUCAUUGGCGACGGCCCAGCACCUCCAGUCGGUUCUCUCUCAGGUCUUGCGCGCGCCCACUCGACCUCAUUGAACGCUGCCCGCCGCGACAUCCGUCUCGACAACAUCACCCGCACAGACAGCGCUACCAGCGUCGGUAGCAAGAGCAGUCUCGUCACAGCAGCGUCGGAGAAGAACCGCGCCAUGAACUCGCGACUAGACGCCUACUUCUUCCCCUCGGCAGACUCGCCAUACCCUGCGGUACGAGAGGAUGACAACGAGAGCAACACAGGUGGCAGCCCCAGCGACACAUCCAGCAACGACCGCUCAAGCAUGCGACAUCCCUCCAUCUCCAUGAUGCCACCUCAGUCCCCCAAAGCCAACAUGCUCUCGCGCGUGAGGCAGCGCACCAAGCGCAUCUCGACCAUCUUCAGAUGAUUGAGCAUCACUUCUUGGCCACGUCAUUUGGCUAACAUCACACUCCACCGUCAGCUCCUUGGUAGUCCGACAUAGCGUUGGUGACCAAGUCAUGCCGGUCCAGACCGGAUGAACAGAGCGGUUCCCCACCCGAUCCACAUACCCACGACUCGGCGCGGAAAAACCUUUGGACCAUCACGAUGCCAUAGUCGGCGGUCACAUGCACACCGAUCCCCGCACAGGGGAUAAGUCACCAGCCACACUCUUCAGACCACCAUCUCCCCUCUUCGACUUGCAACUUACGACAAAGUCACUCCACUCUUCACUUCCUGUGUCUACUUUUACCUUUUUUCUGCUUAGCGUUGUUCUCUGGCUUACGUUUGCAUCUCACUCAUCAUGUCUACUUUCGGAUACCCACACUGCUCCUUGUAUUUUUUUUUCAUCAGCGGGCGCACACAGUCACCCCGGCGGAUUUUGGGUACCACAAUUGCGCUCUCACUUCGGCCGUGGCGUUUUGUGGUUUGAUUCACGGAAGGGAAAUGGAGCCAGGGGUUGGCAAAUUUACGGGCGCAUAAACCGACCAAAGGUGGUCGUGCGCGCAGGUUUUUUGCCCAUGCUCCAAACUCCGCUCCUGGUCCAGGAUCAUUUUAGGGCGGUAUCUUGGCGUUGGGCUGCGAUGCAGGCAAACGGUGACAAAGCGCCUGUGCGUCACAACGCACAGGGCGCUUGUUCCGCCUUUUCGCUGUUUCGUUCUUAUUAUUUCACGAGCUCGGUUAGGCCUGCUAUAUUGUAUGACUUUUACGAAUGACUCGGUCUGGGACAGAGCGAGGGGGAGUGGAGUGUGUGAGAUUAUUCUAGAAAGUUUAGUUUAUUUCUGCAAAGCAAAAAACGUUUUCUUUGC